AGAUCCUGGCAGUGCAUCCAUGUAAUACAGAGGCCGCAAGGCUUCAGUAGAAAGCAGGGAGAGCAGCCCAGGAAAUUCUUAGGGGCUGGGCAGGGUCUUGGCUGCAAGUUUGUGACUGGAAAAUGUGAAAGAGGCAGUGUAAGCAUCUGAGCUCAGGCCUUGCCGGCUGGUACUGGCCGAGAAGUCUGCGAAGCUACUUUUCCCUGAUAUGUUGCUGGAGUGUUUGUGUCCGGAUACUGAAAGAUGCCUCAGGAACAGUACGUCCACAGGAACACACUCUCCAGCAGCGAGGGACCUCAUGUGUACAAGGUGGGAAUAUACGGCUGGAGGAAGAGAUGCCUCUAUUUCUUCGUUCUGCUCCUCAUGAUACUCAUCCUGGUGAACCUCGCUAUGACCAUCUGGAUACUGAAAGUCAUGAACUUUACUAUUGAUGGAAUGGGGAACCUGAGAAUCACAGACAGAGGUUUGCGGCUAGAGGGAGAUUCUGAAUUUCUCAAACCUCUGUAUGCCAAAGAAAUCCGCUCCAGGCCGGGGAGCCCGUUAUACCUUCAGUCGGAUCGAAAUGUAACUCUCAAUAUUCUCAACCAGGAUAUGAAGCCGGUCACGCAGCUGGUCACAGGGAGACUUCUUGUUGACUCCAAAUGUAUUCUACAGCAAGACAAUGACCCCAAAUAUACAGCCAAUGUCAUUAAGAACUAUCUUCAGCAUAAAAAAAGAACAAGGAGUCCUGGAAGUGAUGAUAUGGCCCCCGCAGAGCCCUGGUCUCAACAUCAUCGAGUCUGUCUGGGAUUACUUGAAGAAGGAUUUGAGCAAGCCUACAUCCACAAAAGAUCUGUGGGUAGUUCUCCAUGA
Messenger RNA from Pseudophryne corroboree (corroboree frog), 852 nucleotides. Its product is annotated as delta-sarcoglycan-like. Gene Ontology annotation, biological process: heart contraction; cardiac muscle tissue development. The transcript has 5 exons. Lineage: Eukaryota; Metazoa; Chordata; Amphibia; Anura; Myobatrachidae. Bases 244 to 852 code for a protein of 202 amino acids. Gene Ontology annotation, cellular component: sarcoglycan complex; sarcolemma. The record is from RefSeq and is a predicted model, not a curated record.